This is a messenger RNA of Nestor notabilis (Kea), 944 nucleotides long. It is a transcript of the gene CCDC25, whose product is annotated as coiled-coil domain containing 25. The record is from RefSeq and is a predicted model, not a curated record. Lineage: Eukaryota; Metazoa; Chordata; Aves; Psittaciformes; Psittacidae. The transcript has 8 exons. The coding region runs from base 18 to 590 and encodes 190 amino acids.
CCGUUUACACCAUUUACAUGGGAAAAGAUAAGUAUGAAAAUGAAGACCUAAUAAAGUAUGGCUGGCCUGAAGAUAUCUGGUUUCAUGUGGAUAAACUCUCUUCUGCACAUGUGUACCUUCGGUUACACAAGGGGCAGACGGUGGAUGACAUUCCUAAAGAAGUUUUGAUAGACUGUGCCCAUCUCGUGAAGGCGAAUAGCAUCCAAGGUUGCAAGAUGAACAACGUCAAUGUGGUGUACACACCAUGGACUAAUCUGAAGAAGACAGCAGACAUGGAUGUGGGGCAGAUUGGCUUCCACAGGCAGAAAGAUGUGAAAAUGCUGACAGUGGAGAAGAAGGUCAAUGAGAUCUUGAACCGGCUAGAGAAGACAAAAGUGGAACGCUUUCCAGACCUGGCUGCUGAGAAGGAAGCCCGCGACAGAGAGGAGAGGAAUGAGAAGAAAGCCCAGAUCCAAGAGAUGAAGCGAAAGGAAAAGGAAGAGAUGAAGAAGAAGAAAGAGCUGGAAGAACUUAGGAGCUACUCAUCGUUAAUGAAGGCUGAGAACAUGUCCUCUAAUCAGGAUGGCAACGAUUCAGAUGACUUUAUGUAAAUAAAGUCUCUCUCCUUUCUCAAUCUUGAGGUGGUUUGGGAUGUCUUAAUAUGUCACCAUCGCUAGGAAUGCCAAAAAAAAACCCCAAAGUGAACUUUGACUCCAUUUCUUCAGAACCUGGUUGGUUCUCCUGGCAGCCUAACAAGCCCUGUGCCACGGACACCUUCGGAAAGGAGAUCGAUAUGUCUUCAUGUACAUCUGUCUUUCAGGGAUAUGGGCGGAAGGAAACAGCAUUGACUUUCAGUUCUACAAAGACGAUGGUAUUUAUUCUAGGGAAGGGGUUGUGUAGGUUUUAAUCCAGUGAGAUUUAAAGAAAAGGAAACAAAUCCAUAUUGUCUCACCACUGUCCUGGCA